Messenger RNA from Salvia miltiorrhiza (redroot sage), 860 nucleotides. Its product is annotated as protein translation factor SUI1 homolog 1. Gene Ontology annotation, biological process: translational initiation. Gene Ontology annotation, molecular function: RNA binding; translation initiation factor activity. Bases 365 to 703 code for a protein of 112 amino acids. Lineage: Eukaryota; Viridiplantae; Streptophyta; Magnoliopsida; Lamiales; Lamiaceae. The record is from RefSeq and is a predicted model, not a curated record. The transcript has 2 exons.
GAGUAUAGCGCGUAACAACGACAGCGAAAAUCAUUAUGAAAAUAUAUUUUUGUUCCCCACGAUUCCGAAAUUCCCAAAAUGCAACACCUUUGUGCCCGAGUCCGUGUGCGUUGAACCUACGCUAAACUCGUCAAUCCAAUCCUGUCCAUUCAAAUGGUUAACCAUAGUUAGAUCUAACCUUUAACCAUAGUUCACUUUUUUUUUUCUUUUUCUUUUAUUGUGUGGCUACGCACCGCCUCUAUUUCCUCUAUAAAUUGACAUAACCAACCCCAUUUCUUCAUACUUCCAAUUAUCGAAAGCAUCUCCCAAUUCGUAAGGAAAGGCGAUCGAAUCCCGGUUAGAAAGUAAAAAUCCAACAAGGUUGAUGGUUGAGGUAGACAUUCAAAUUCCAUCUGCUUUUGAUCCUUUUGCUGAGGCCAAGGAGUCGGGCGGCGCGGGGACUAAGGAAUAUGUGCAUAUACGCAUCCAGCAGAGGAAUGGGAAGAAAAGCUUGACGACUGUGCAGGGGCUGAGGAAGGAGUUCAGCUACGAGAAGAUUCUGAAAGAUCUGAAGAAGGAGUUUUGCUGCAACGGCAACGUGGUCCAGGACAAGGAGCUGGGCAAGGUGAUUCAGCUGCAGGGCGAUCAGCGCAAGAAUGUCUCCCAGUUCUUGAUCUCUGCUGGCCUAGUCAAGAAGGAUCAGAUCAAGAUUCAUGGUUUCUGAGCCUUAGCUGCCUGCUUAUGUUUUAUGGUGUUUUUUGUUAUACUAUUUGUUUUGCUACCUUCCCUUUCCCUUUGAUGAUCAUCAUCUAUGGGGUGUUUGGUAAGUUGUGGGUGUGUUUGGGAUUAUCGUAAUAAUAGUUGUGCUACUUAUUUAUUAA